This is a messenger RNA of Plenodomus lingam JN3, 1113 nucleotides long. RefSeq lists its product as uncharacterized. NCBI's taxonomy places the organism in Eukaryota, Fungi, Ascomycota, Dothideomycetes, Pleosporales, Leptosphaeriaceae. Gene Ontology annotation, biological process: positive regulation of proteasomal ubiquitin-dependent protein catabolic process; protein polyubiquitination; ubiquitin-dependent protein catabolic process. The record is from RefSeq and is a predicted model, not a curated record. Gene Ontology annotation, cellular component: ubiquitin ligase complex; cytoplasm. Gene Ontology annotation, molecular function: zinc ion binding; ubiquitin conjugating enzyme binding; ubiquitin protein ligase activity.
AUGACGCAAUGGCGACCUGACGCCACACUCAGCCCACCGUCCCAUACACCAGGCCCAGGCAGCGGACGCAUUUUAAGGUCACAUACUGCUGCCAUUACUGCCGCCCGUACUGCCCAGCUUGCUACUGCUACUCUCAAAGUCACAAAGCCUGCCCCGAAGCCCAAGAAACGGCGUGCGCGUGCGGAUCCAUGGGCGCCAAAGCGUAAGCCAAAUCCCAACCCGAAGCCUCGUCCACCUCCGCCAUCACACCUCACUUGUCGCAUCUGUAUUGAGGAGCGGCCAUUUGGUGAGUUUGUCAAGUGGGUACCACCAAUCCGCCGAAGGAUUUAUGCGCCUCUUGAUAUACCAUAUUCCUGCAUCCUGCACCUUGCUCGCAACCCAAAGAGAAAGAACGUUCACCCGGUCUGCAAGACGUGCAUUGGCAGAUCUCUAGCUGCCAGAAUUGAUAUGCUUGGUGCUCGCCGGGCAGGCAUAGGGUGUCUGGAGCCGGGAUGCGAGCAGCCAUGGGACCGCGAUUACAUCUUGCGUUAUAUCACCGGCGAGGCAUUGCACAAGUACAACAUGGACAUGUUCGAGGUCUGGAAGACAGACAUAUCACCCGGCUUCUUCAUCUGUCUGUCGCCGACGUGCAACGCGAUUGGCUUACCAGACAUCUUCGCGCCAGGUUUCCCACAAGUCAUAUGCCACGAAUGCUCGUUCCGGGCGUGCGCACAGUGCGCUGUACCAUGGCACAAGGACCUCUCUUGCUCAGAAUAUGCCGCCAAAACGGUGGACGAGAAGAUGACGGAUCCGGACAAGGAGAUUCUCAAGUUGAUGCAGAGCAAAGACGGCAGACGAUGUCCCAACUGCCAACUAGUGAUUGAAAAAGACGGCGGCUGUAACAGCAUGCUCUGUUCAGGGUGUAACAAGUAUUUCAACUGGGAUAGCGCAGCAUCAGCCAUUGCCGGCUCUAGGAAGGCCGAGCCAUUUCUGCGCAAUGCUGCACCUUACUGGAACAACCGCAAUGUUGGGUCCGGAAUCUGCGAACAGGAUGCCAUUGAUGCCGCUGCGGCUCCAACAACGAAAAAUCAUACCGAUGCUCCAAAUGGGAAUGGACACACAAGCAAUGAAUGA